Molecule: messenger RNA, 1349 nt
Organism: Aspergillus homomorphus CBS 101889
Lineage: Eukaryota; Fungi; Ascomycota; Eurotiomycetes; Eurotiales; Aspergillaceae
Product: putative hydroxyindole O-methyltransferase
Exons: 3
Coding region: 210-1349 (379 amino acids)
Molecular function (GO): O-methyltransferase activity
Source: RefSeq, a predicted model, not a curated record
GCUAGCUACUUAGCCUCGUGCCGAGGAAAUGCAUAUUUGAAAGAGAAGUUUUCUAUCCACUUCUCCAAUGCUUGCAAUUUGACUAGCCUGCGCUGGACGUGGCAAUACUUUAUAUACCGUGUACCCCUCGAGCGGACAGGGAUCAUUGACGAAGCUUCCGAGUCCCUUGCAAAGUUUCCCCAAACCGAAAUUCUUGCUUUCAGCGCAUCAUGACGAACCAAUCCGUUUCUUCCAUUCUGGAAGACCUCACCGCAGCAGGCAAGGCCUUUGACAGCGAUCAGCCCGGUGCACGAGAAGCGCUGAUUGAUCGCAGUCGCGCCCUGGUCGCGGCAUUAGAAAUGCCGAGCGAGUUCAUCCAACGCAGUUUCUGGGCCGAGCCCGCUAUGUCCGCCACUAUUCGCAUUGCGGUCGACACCAAGCUAUUCCAGCUACUCCGAGAUGCUGAUGAGGCAGGGUUGAGUCCGGCCGAUCUCGCCCAGAAGACCGGCGUGGAUGUAGUACUACUGCAGCGCUUAACACGCCACCUAGUGGCGAUGUAUCUGAUCAGCUUCCGUGACGGGGUCUUCUACGGUACUCCUCUAAGCAACCAGCUCGCCGCAGAGAACUACCAAGACAGCAUAUCGUUCUGCUACGACACCGCCCGACCAUCCUUCAACAAAUUCCCCGACUACUUCCAGCAAACCGAGUACAAGUCCCCGGUGAUUGGCAGCCUUAACGGCCCCUUCCAACACGCCCAUUCCACUCAGCUGCACUUCUUCGAAUGGCUUACCACCAACCCUCCAAACCUCAAACACUUCAACUCAUUCAUGAGCGCCUACCGCGCCGGGAAAGCGAACUGCAUCAGCGACGUCCUACUGGUGGAUGUCGGAGGCGGCAGUGGCCACGAUGUCGCGCAUUUCAUCGCACAAUAUCCGACUCACCCGGGCCGUGUGGUUCUGCAGGACCGCGAGCCCGUCAUCAGCGCAUUGGAAGCGACCUCGCUGUCCCUGUACACCGCAUCUGCACAUGACUUCUUCACGCCGCAGCCAAUAUGUGGGGCACGGGCGUACUACCUGCACUCGAUUCUUCACGAUUGGGAUGAUGAGCGCGGGGUGCAGAUUCUGCGGAACCUGGUGCCGGCGUUGCGGCGGGGUUACUCGCGGGUGCUGUUUAAUGAGAUCGUGGUGAGCGAGGAGAGGCCGACGUUGGCGGCCACGAGCAUGGAUAUGAUGAUGCUGGCGCAUUUUGCGGUCCGGGAGCGGACGGAGGCGGAGUGGAGGGCGAUUUUGGCGGAGGCGGGCUUGAAGGUCGUGCAUAUUUACACGUAUCCUGGUGUGGCGGAGAGUUUGAUUGAGGCGGAGUUGGCUUGA